Molecule: messenger RNA, 708 nt
Organism: Phytomonas sp. EM1
Lineage: Eukaryota; Euglenozoa; Kinetoplastea; Trypanosomatida; Trypanosomatidae
Source: the annotation of a GenBank genome assembly
AUGCGGUAUUCGUGGGGUUUACCCGCUUUCCGGCGUGUUCGAUCGAGCGCGCCGCUUUCCACGCUCGCCGCCUUCGCCGGCCUCCGAUUUCGUUCCACGCCGCCUGCGGUCCUGACGGAAGGGGGGGGAAGGGUUGGGGGGAUUUCGCGAACGCGCGUGGCCGCCACGGCGUGGGCGGCCCCGACCCCCGGGCUUUUCCGCAGCACCCGGGGGAAUUUAUUCCUCCCCCCGCCGCUCGCGCGGCUGCUCGUGGUGGCCGGCCUCGCCGUCGGCCAGGCCUUCCUUCUCGCCUUUCAUAACGAACGGCAGCGUCUUCGGCGGGAGGAGGCGGAGGCGGCAUCGGAGGGCACCCCCUCUUCUUCGUCGUCGUCGUCGGAAGGGGGUCGUCAGGGGGGGGGGUCGCAUCCGAACCGGCCGCCGAUGACGUCGCUUGAGGCGCUGCAGAUUUUAGGGAUCCACCCUACCCCGUCAUCGCCCGCGAAUCCCGCGGGGUUGCCGCUCACCACCCCGUCGGAGCGGGAACUCGCGCGGAGGAAUUUUGAACGGAUGUUCGCGGUUGCCCAAAAGCACGAGAACUGGUUUUUGGCGGGGAAGCUGAGCGCCGCGUAUCGGAUGUGCGUCGAUCCCACCUGGGAUCACCCUGCCGGGGAGGGGAAGGAAUCCAACGGCGACGACCUUUCAAAGGAGGGAGGAGGGGGCUCUUCGUAA